AUGUUUAAGAGAUCCCUUCAACGUCAAUUUACACGUUUUAACUCCCACGGCCACGGCCACGGACACGUUUCCAAGUUCAUCAACGAACCAGCUUUCAAGCUUGACGCAAAGAAGGGUGCUGAAUUCAUCAAGAAAUACGAAGAAAAGGUCCACCACUCCGAAGGUGUUACCAACUUAUGGAAGAAGAUUACCUACUUUGUUGCCAUUCCAGCCAUUCUCUUGGCCGCUGUCCCAAUUAUCAACAUUGAAUUGCACCACGCCAAGCACAGAGAGCACCAAAAGCAUUUGUCCGACGAAGAAUGGCCAACCCAAUACGAUUACCAAAACAUCAGAAACAAGAAGUUCUUCUGGGGUGAUGGUGACAAGACCUUGUUCUGGAACAAUGACUGUAACAGACACAUCGAGCAUUAG
Messenger RNA from Dujonia railenensis, 411 nucleotides. The record is from the annotation of a GenBank genome assembly. NCBI's taxonomy places the organism in Eukaryota, Fungi, Ascomycota, Pichiomycetes, Serinales, Debaryomycetaceae.